Messenger RNA from Nymphaea colorata (pocket water lily), 1915 nucleotides. Its product is annotated as AP2-like ethylene-responsive transcription factor At1g16060. The record is from RefSeq and is a predicted model, not a curated record. The transcript is spliced from 7 exons. Gene Ontology annotation, molecular function: DNA-binding transcription factor activity; DNA binding. Gene Ontology annotation, biological process: regulation of DNA-templated transcription. The coding region runs from base 812 to 1771 and encodes 319 amino acids. Lineage: Eukaryota; Viridiplantae; Streptophyta; Magnoliopsida; Nymphaeales; Nymphaeaceae.
AUGAGAGGGGGCCAAUAGGGUUCAGGCGGCCGCCAUGACCUGGUCCUCCGAGCCUCUGUCAAGCUGUUGGUUGGGUAGGUCGAACAAUGGCCGGGCCCCUCCCCCCGCAGUUUGUUGGGGGUAGGUUAAACCACGGUAGGGGCUCUCCCAUGGCAUCAGGACAGCUGAAGGUGGGCCUCUCUCUCUGUGUUUCUGAAAGUUGCCAUUUGGGAGGGAGUGAGAGGGAGAGUUUAUUUAGCUGGCAGAUGGGCACCGGCUCUGCCCAAGAGGAGGAUCUGCAGCGCCGAGCAUUGUGCCAUCAUCUCGUGAACGUAGCAAGAAAUCACUGGACUCGAGAAAGUCUACUGCUCCCCCUCCCCACUGCCUCCUCUCUGUUUCCUUAUUUGUUCCAUUGAUUCGAUCCUGUCUGUCUGCUGCCAACCAAGGGUGGUGCCACCAUGACUAAGAGCUCGCCCCAACAGCAGGAGUAUCAGAACCACCUGGGCGGCAGCAAUCCAGGUGUGAAGCCCAAGAGAACCAGGAAGACUGUCCCGAGGGAUUCCCCUCCUCAGAGGAGCUCCGUUUUCCGAGGAGUGACCAGGCACCGCUGGACCGGCCGUUACGAAGCACAUCUCUGGGACAGGAACUGUUGGAACGAGUCUCAGAACAAGAAAGGACGGCAAGGUUUGUGUGAAGAGCUUCACCGGCUUCUUCUGCUUCUGUCUUUCCUUUUCCAUUCAAUUGGUCACAUACUUCUUAGACUUUUCUUGCUUGUACCUCAACUUGCUCUGCAACUAAUUUCUUUUCUGACAUCUCUUUUUCUGGACUGUCCAUGAAAAUUUUAACCGGCGGUGCAGUUUACCUUGGCGCAUAUGAUGAUGAAGAAGCUGCAGCACGUGCCUAUGAUCUUGCAGCAUUAAAGUACUGGGGAAAUGGCACACAGCUUAAUUUUCCUAUAUCUACUUACAGUGAUGAGCUUAAGGAGAUGGAAGGUCUGUCAAGGGAAGAGUAUAUUGGAUCAUUGAGAAGGAAAAGCAGCGGCUUCUCCAGAGGUGUAUCGAAAUACCGAGGAGUUGCAAGGCACCACCACAAUGGGCGAUGGGAGGCGCGAAUUGGCCGAGUACUUGGUAACAAAUACCUGUAUUUAGGAACAUAUGCGACCCAGGAAGAGGCGGCAACCGCCUACGACAUGGCGGCCAUUGAAUAUCGAGGCGUAAACGCCGUCACCAACUUCGAUCUGAGUCGAUAUAUGAAAUGGAUCAAGCCGAGUGAUGCUGCUUCCGGUUGCACCAGCAGCAAUACUACCGCAGAUGAAAACAGCAGUGCCAUCAACAGUAACUUGAUCAGCAUCAGCAGCACAAACAGCAGUCCUGAAACUGAGUCUAGCAUGCAAUUACCACCAACUGAGCUGCCAUCGAGUACCAUUGAAGACUCGAUCUCUGGCUUCCAGCAGCAGCAGCCUUACCACAACCACCACCUUCCGCAGCCGCAAACUAACACAGAUGCUGCUUCUACAAUCGGCCUUCUUCUGCAAUCAUCAACUCUCAAAGAAAUGAUUCAGAGGAGCUCGGCCGACCUCAGGGAGACGCCGCCUGAAUCUGAUGAACUUGGGGCAUAUAAUUUCCUGGAAGAUAUUCAUACUUAUUUUGAGUAUCAGGAUUAUUGUAGCUAUAGCAAUGGAUUCGGUGACGUCGACAGGAUUUUUGGAGAUUUGAGCAGUGUUGAAUACCCGGACGAGUAUAGUCCCUUUGCAGAGUCUCUGUUUUCCUUUGAACAUGGCAUUUAUCCAUGAGAGGCCAAAGAGAGCUUUUCUUUAUCAUCAUGCAUGAGAAAAAAGAUCAGACAAAAAACAAAUGUAUGGGGAAUCUGGGGCCAUUAAUUGGUUAUUGUUUGAUGAAAUAAGAAAGAAAAAAAAAGGAAAAUAGUUUGGUAUUAA